This is a messenger RNA of Mangifera indica (mango), 691 nucleotides long. RefSeq lists its product as uncharacterized. The record is from RefSeq and is a predicted model, not a curated record. NCBI's taxonomy places the organism in Eukaryota, Viridiplantae, Streptophyta, Magnoliopsida, Sapindales, Anacardiaceae. The transcript has a single exon. Bases 295 to 498 code for a protein of 67 amino acids.
CUAGAACAGCCAUGGAAUAAAACUCAACGUGCUUUUUCAUCGUUGGAUGAAAACCAGUCAGGGCGGGCGGUCAGAAGAUUCUAAACGAACGAACACGAUUUGUUCAAACCCACUGGUUCUCUUAUAAAAUUUCCCUUCUAGAUCCCACUACCUUCUUCUUUCUCCGUACUCUCUUUCCGAGAAACCCCAUAACCAAUCUCACGAACUUCUUCUCAUAAAUACCCGUUUUCCUGCACUUCUGCGCAAAACAAUAUCAGUAACCCCAUAAAGAAGGAAAAAACAAAGAUCAUCGACAUGUGUUUGGUGUUCGUGUGCGACCAAGACGAGACAGUAAUCGGAAGACAGCCGGCGCCGGGGGCGUGUCCUUACUGUGGAGGAAUGAUUCAAGCCAUGGAUGUUGAGAGCCAGUGGAGAUUCUGUUUCUUGCCUCUAUAUUUCAAGACGAAGAGGAAGUUUUAUUGUACAAUCUGUGGCAGACGCUUGGUCAUCCAGCAAUGAUUCUGCUAUCCCAUCCUAUAAAGUCUUUUAAUUUCGUCAUCUUUGUACAUGUAUAGUUAUAUGGUACUACUUCUCUUUCUGGGUUUCUUGUGAUAUACAAGAUUUGGGUAUUUUGUUGUAUUGUUCCUAUUCUCGCUGCUUCAGUUUUGGUGAUUCUAAUGACUUGAUUAAUUGACAUAACUUCUUAUUAGUA